This is a messenger RNA of Paramacrobiotus metropolitanus, 2064 nucleotides long. RefSeq names its product probable E3 ubiquitin-protein ligase makorin-1. Gene Ontology annotation, biological process: protein polyubiquitination. The transcript is spliced from 10 exons. The record is from RefSeq and is a predicted model, not a curated record. NCBI's taxonomy places the organism in Eukaryota, Metazoa, Tardigrada, Eutardigrada, Parachela, Macrobiotidae. The coding region runs from base 382 to 1698 and encodes 438 amino acids. Gene Ontology annotation, molecular function: ubiquitin protein ligase activity; metal ion binding.
UGAAACCCAAAAAAUUAUUUUGAGGGACGUUCUACUGACACGCAUUUUUAUCAUUUCGGUGUGUGGUUGACUCGCGUACUUUUGAAAAUAUUUUGAUGUAUUUCAAUGCUCUUCUUAGUCUUCUAAUAUCCAUUGUCGGAUAGCGAAAUUAUCGAGGUCUUUUGAAACGCGUUGAUGGACAACUGAUUUGUCACGUUUUCUGGUUCCCACAGUUGAGAUUUGAGAAGACCCUACGAUUUAUCGUGGAUUUUUAUUCCGCUUUUAAGAAUUCGCUGCUGACUGCAGUCUGCAUAGUCUGGAUUCCGCCAGAUUUUAGCCAGAAUCGUUGGGCGUUUCGGAAGUUGUGAAUUUUUGUUACCAUUUUCUUCUUUAACUGCGAGAAUGUCAUCGCGAGAUCCAGGCUCAGUGUUGUGCAGGUAUUUUUCUUCUGGCUGCUGCUACCGCGCAGAUUGCCCUUUUUCCCACGAUCGCUCCACCCCAGCAGACAACAUUUGCCGAUAUUAUUUGCAAGGCAACUGCUUUUACGGGAAUUCGUGUCGGUACGAUCAUGACAGAAACGUUCGGCAGACCGUUGCUGACACCGGAAACAACGGAUUUUGCCGAACGUCCGUCGAGCCGGUUAAGCCGAAACCCAAGAUGACCAGUCCAAGACAUUUGGUUCAUAGCGCGAUAAACGAGGAAGCUGCUGUAGACCGACCUCCCCCUGUAUCGUAUGCCCAAGCCGUGGAUUAUUCGGCCACGCCAUUGCCAUCUGAUGAUAUUGCAACCUCUUGUAUUGCUGUAUGCCAAUAUGCAAUGGUAGGAAUAUGCCCCGUAGGUGAUUCGUGUCAGAAUUGGCAUGGAGACCUGUGCGAGGUUUGUCAGUGCCAAGUUCUCGACCCAAACGAUCCCGUCCAGCGAUCGCAACACGAAGAGGCAUGCGCGGCCGCCUUCGAAAAAGACAUGGAAUAUUCGUUCGCUGUUCAACGUAGCCAAGAAAAGGCUUGCUCAAUCUGCAUGGAAACUGUUCUGGAUCAAGCAGACGAGACCAAAAGGCGUUUUGGAAUACUGGAAAAUUGCACACAUCCAUUCUGUUUUGAGUGUAUCAUGAAAUGGAGAAAACAGUCACGGGAAACUUUGGACCCCAAAGCCAUUCGAUCGUGCCCGGAAUGUCGUGUCCAUUCUGAUUAUGUAAUCCCCAGCCUGAUGUGGCCGGAAACCGAAAAGCACAAAACGGAAAUUAUAACUGCGUAUAAGAAACAGAUGGGAAAACGCCCGUGCAAACAUUACAAUCAAGGUCGUGGAACAUGUCCGUUCGGUGGAAAAUGUUGGUUUUUGCAUGCAUUACCGGAUGGUACUCCCGUAACCCUUCCGGAUCCAAAGCCCAGGCGGCGCGUUGUUGGCUCCAGAGGAGUAUCCUUGCCGACUACAUACGUGCUGGCUGAUUUUAUGGAUUUAUCGGAUGAAGACAGUGAUGACGACAUAUUCUAUGGGGAUGACGAUUAUUUCCUGUCGGACGAGGACGAAUAUCUGGAUGAUGUGGGAUGGUUCCACGGUCGUGUUAGUGAUUGGCGCGAAUUGUUUGACACUAUCAUGGGUCGUGACAACCCGUACAGAGUGGAUCGUGGACAGCCGUCCAACGUAGCCCAAACUGAAAACAGACCGCCGUCACCACCGGAUGUUGUGUUGGAAGCUGUUCCUGGACUAUUCGAAGCUUAGGGCUAUAGUGCAAAGAUUCAGAUCAAUUAAAUCAUAUCAUUUUCUAUUUUCGAGUAGGUUUGGGCUUUCAUUGAGCAUUGUUCACCAAAAGUACCUUUAAUUGUUAACACCGACUUUUGUCGAUAUUUAGUAGUAAAGUGAAACAUAAUAUUCACUUACUUGCUUAACUUACUUGCUGAUGUUUUUGGUGGUGUUUAAUGUUGAUUAAUCCUGUAUGUGAUCUGUGGCAUUAUGGGCGAUCAGUACUUAUUUAUCAUGAAUGCGCUGUGCUGUGCAGUGUUUGCAUGCGUGAUCCCGUUCGGGUUUUUGGAUAACUGACAGAGUCGACAAUCUUGAAUAAAAUUUCAACUUGCCAUGUGAAAAUCU